AUGGGCCCGAGGCAUACCAGAUAUAAUCCACCCCACAAAAGGAGCGCUAGUGAUUCCACUGUUAUAUUCGGUUACACUGACACAACUGGUACGAUUACAACAGCAAACACCAAUGAGGUUAUACUAAUUUGGUUUGACAGAAAUAUGGAUACGGAACCAGACGAAACAAAGAAUACAUUUUCGAGAAUAACCCACCAUAUACAAUUUUAUAAGUCAGACAAGGAAUUUUUUGAAUAUAUAUCUUCAAUUGAAAAUCAAAAUAAAACCGUAUUUUUAGUUCUUUCUGGCGGAUCAGCAAAAGAUAUUCUAAAUAAAAUUCAUUUAUUUCACUACAUUCAUUCCGUAUAUAUCUACUGUAUGGAUCAUGAUAGAUACGCACCAUUAAUGAUUGAAUAUCAUAAAAUCAAAGGUAUUUAUACGAAUAUAGACACAUUAGAACCUAUUUUACGAAAUGAUAUUGAACAAAUCACUCAUACAACAAUAUUUAAUUUUUAUAAUACAACAGCACAAAAAACUACACGUGAUUUAACUAUGGAAUCAGCUGAAUUCAUCUGGUUUCAAUUAUUACAACAAAGUUUGCUGAAAUUACCACAUGAUACAGAUGAAGCGAAACAUGACUUCUUUACUCGAUGUCGUGAUUAUUAUCGCAAUAUAAAUGUAACAGCAAUGGAGACUAUUGAUCGUUUCGAACGUGAAUAUAAAUCAGAAAAUGCUAUUAAUGAAUAUACAAAAGAACAAUUUUUAUAUCCAAUUAUUAAUCGAGCAUUGCGUACAGAAGACGUUGAAGCUUUGUAUACAUUUCGUUAUUAUAUCGUUGAUCUCUGUAAGAAUAUAAACGAACUAUCGAAAAAAUUUAUAUCCUCAUGUCUUGCGUGUUCACAAACAAAAAUGAAGCUCUAUCGUGGUCAAAAGAUGUCUACAAACGAACUGGAUAAAAUUAAGUUAAUUGUUGACGAUCGUGGUCUGAUAGCAACAAAUGGAUUUCUAUCAACGAGUCGAAACAUCGAAGUGGCUGCAUUUUUUGCUGAUCAAGAAUUUAAUGAACAAGACGAAGUAUGCGUCUUUUUUGAAAUUGAAGUUGAUUUAACACUGAAAUCAAUUAUUCUAGCCGAUAUAUCGGAAAUCACUGAUUAUAAAAGAGAAGACGAAGUGUUGUUUGGUUUAGGUGCAACAUUUCGAUUAGAUCAAAUAUCCGAACAGACAUACAACAAGGAUAACAGGAAAACUAAAUAUUGGUUGAUACAAAUGCAUGCGACGGAUGAAGGAAAACAAAUUGCUCAGGAAUACAUGAACUAUCAAACACAAGAAAUGAAGGGUAAAAAUGAAACAAUUGUAUUCGGACAAUUAUUAAUUCAGAUGGGCAAACAUCGAAAAGCAAUUGAUUAUUUAAAACAUUUAUUAUCGAUUGAAAAAGAUAAUAAUGAGGAAGAUUCUAAAAAUCUAUUAUUAUCAUCGUGCUAUGGAAAGAAUAAUGAUGACGCUAAUAUUUAUUUUUAUAUUGGUGAUGCAUAUGUGUCUGAGGGUGAUAAUGAGCUGGCACUGAAAUAUUUAGAAAAGUCACGUAAAAUCUAUACACUAUUAAAUAAUAACCAUGGUAUAGCUCAGACGCUGGCGCGUUCGGCAAGUGUUCUUGCUUGUCAGGGUAAGUACGCUAUUGCAGAAUGCACUUAUAAACAAGCUAUUGAAUUAUAUGGACAAUUCCCAGGUCAAGAAUUAAAUGUUGCUUUUUGCCAUAAUGGGUUGGGUGAUAUCUAUGUUAGCCGAAAAAACUAUCGUAAGGCAUCCAAUUACUAUAGGCGUGCGUACAAUGUAAGAAUAGAAUUUCUACCACCAGAUCAUCCAGAAAUAGCUAUGAGCUAUUUUAGUAUAGGACGACUAGCCUAUUAUCAAGGUGAUAAUGACCAAGGUGCUAUGAACCAUUUACAAGAAGCAUUACGAAGGAAACAAAAAAUUUAUCCACCCGAUCAUUUAUCAAUUGCAUGUAAUCUACAUGUUAUGGGUAAAGUUUAUCAUAGCUUGGGAGAAGAGACUGAAGCACGUGAAUGUUUACAGAGAGCAUUAGAAUGUUACCAACAGAAACUGGUUCCAAAUCAUACGAAUAUUUUAGAUGUAAAGGCUGCUAUUCGUGAAAUAAUAGAUGUAAACGAUGCUGCUAGAGUUAGGAAAAAAUAA
Molecule: messenger RNA, 2172 nt
Organism: Didymodactylos carnosus
Lineage: Eukaryota; Metazoa; Rotifera; Eurotatoria; Philodinida; Philodinidae
Source: the annotation of a GenBank genome assembly